Molecule: messenger RNA, 2966 nt
Organism: Amphiprion ocellaris (clown anemonefish)
Lineage: Eukaryota; Metazoa; Chordata; Actinopteri; Pomacentridae
Product: olfactory receptor 11A1-like
Exons: 2
Coding region: 71-1018 (315 amino acids)
Biological process (GO): G protein-coupled receptor signaling pathway
Cellular component (GO): membrane
Molecular function (GO): G protein-coupled receptor activity; olfactory receptor activity
Source: RefSeq, a predicted model, not a curated record
UUGAAUAUAACAGGUAGUAACUGUUCUCCAUCUUCAUGUACAAUCUGUCUGCUCCAGGAUUUAUUUUUUAAUGGCAUUAAUGGAUGAUGACUUAAAUGUUACUCAUAUAAAACUUGGUGGGUUUGUGGAAAUGGACAAAUACAGAUAUCUUUAUUUUUUAACUCUGUUUGCAGUAUAUAUUCUGAUAAUCUGCAGUAAUUCUACUAUUGUCUUCCUGAUCUGCAUUCACAAGAACCUCCACGGGCCCAUGUAUGUUUUCAUUGCAGCUUUGCUACUCAACUGUGUCCUUUACAGCACGGUGGUUUACCCAAAGCUUCUCACUGAUUUCUUAUCUAAAGAACAGAUCAUUUCAUAUCCUGCAUGCCUCUUUCAAUUUUUUGCAUUUUACUCUUUAGGUGGUUCUGAGUUCUUGCUCUUAUCAGCUAUGGCCUAUGACAGAUAUGUGUCUAUAUGCAAACCUCUGCAGUAUCCAACUAUCAUGACGAAGAAUGCUGUGACUGCUUUCCUGGUUUUGUGUUGGAUUGUACCUGCCUCUCACGUGGCAGUCCAAACCAUACUGAGCGCAAAAGCAAAACUGUGUGACUUAAAUUUAAAUUCAGUAUUUUGUAACAAUGCAAUUUACAGACUUCAAUGUGUUGAAUCAAGAAUAAUUCGUAUUUUUGGUGUGGUUUGUUUACUGGAUCUCGUAAUACUCCCUCUGCUCUUCAUAGUCUUUACAUAUGUGAGAAUACUUGUAAUAUCCUAUCGAAGCUGUAAAGAAGUCAGAAAAAAAGCUGCUGAGACCUGUUUGCCUCACCUGCUGGUAUUAAUCAGCUUCUCCUUUUUGACUGUAUACGACGUGAGCGUGGCUCGAGUGGAUACUGAUUUUCCAAAAACUGCACGUUUGAUAAUGACACUACAAAUAGUUCUGUAUCAUCCUCUGUUUAAUCCAUUUAUAUAUGGGCUGAAAAUGAAAGAAAUUUUUCAACGCCUCAAAAUUCUGCUUUGCAAAGCCCAAACCAUCAAGACCGAUAUCUAAUGUGCAAUCAGUUUUAUUGCUGUUGUGAAAGAAAAUAUCAGCACAACUUUCAUUCAGAUUGUGUUUCACUGUAUUUUACGAUAUUUUAACUGUCAAGAAAUUAGUUGGUAAAUAUUAACCCUGUGCCUUCCUGUAUUGGUAUAUUUGGCUGUGCCUGUAUUGCAAUUUUUCUCAAUUGAUAGACACUAAAUUCCAUUCACUGCACUCAGCCACCAACUGACUGCACACAUUUCUCAACAACAGGACUCUGCUGUCCAAAUUUUGGACACUAUUCAUGGUUUGUACACAGUUUCCAAAACUCUUGCACUCUUUUUGCAAAAGACUGAACAUGUUUUUUGCUCAUUUGAACACACUUUUUCACUCAUAGCACACAUUUUUCAAAAAGUGAACACUAGAAGGUAGAAUUGGGACACUGUUCCAACACUGCUGUCACAAUUAAGACACAACAGGUCAGAACUGAAAACACUUUUACCAAUGAACUGCACACUAUAAAACCUGCUGGGAAACAGAAUGAGCUGUUCAGAAUGGAUGUCAGAGGAGCAAGAGGUCAUGUUGGAAGAAGAGGACAUGGACAACCUAGACCACGGCCAGAACCAGAACCAGAACCUGGACCUGGACCUGGACCUGGACCUGGACCACUUUACAUGAGAGUUUUUCAGUUGAAUUCUGAUGAUACACAUGAAUACAUCUAUGUGGAAGAGGCCAAGAGGAGGAGAAGAGGGAGAAACAUCAUUGGACAAUGGGCUAUAGUCAACGUCCAGGUCAGUGUGGGGCAACGUAACCCUCUGUGCUGCAAUAAACAAUCUGGGAGUAAUUCACCAUCAAGCAGUUCUGGGACCAUAGAACAGCCAGCAUUUGUUGACUUUCCUAGAUGGACUUAGAGGAUCUACUGGCACAGUGCAGCAGGACGUUUGGCAAAAAUACACGGCUUUUGUUGUUGUCUGGGACAAUGUUAGUUUUCAUAGAGGACUAUUGAUUCGGGAAUGGUUCAAUUUGAACCCUCAAGUUAUUGUGGUUUUCUGCCGCCAUAUUCUCCCUUUCUGAAUCCUAUAAAAGAAUUCUUCUCUACAUAGAGCUGAGGCUUGUCUUGUAUGUAUGUAAAAUACUCACAGACUUGAAGGUCGGAGUGCAACUGUGAUUCAAUAGCCAUGUUAAUGUCCGACAUUCUGUGUUCAACCGUGUGGUGGGACAGUUAGAUGUCUGAUACCAUUGGUUUUACUUUGUCGUUUUCAGGAGACAAGAUUUCAACAAUGUCACUGAGGCAUGUUUUGACGAACACUCCUUCAUUGUAUGGCUUUUUAGCCCGUGCAAUGUUCCAAGCAAGUUUAUACGAUGCAAGCGUUACCGUCUUUGAGUGCUUUGUAAAUUUUUGGAACAAUUGUGUCUGCUUUUCUGUCUGACCUUUCAAAGUGACCAACUUGUGCUUACGAAGUUCAGUCCCCUUUGGAAAUUCCUGGUCGAUGUUAGCAUGGAGUGAACUGAAGUGCCGCUGAAGAUUUGAAGCCUUGAAAUGCGCUAAUGAUGCCUGACAUAUCAGGCAGAUUGGCUUGCCAUUACGUUCAACAACAACAACAAAAAAACUCUCCCACUACGUUAAAAACAUCCUGUGUUCAUCUUCAUAUUUCCUUUGGUUGUGCAUUUUUUUCCCUGCCAUUUUGAGAGUGAAUUUGGUAGGCCUACACUGCUCAAUGGUUUUUGCCUCCAAAUCAUUUGCGUCAACGUGCAUGUACGUGAGAUACAUGUUCCGUAAAAAAAUAACACAAACACAAAAUUCGAUGUGAAUGUAAGAACCACAUGAAACCGGGCAAAGAGCUGCAUGCGGCUCAGGAGCCAUUGGGUUGGCCAGGCCUGCUCUAGAGGGUAUCUAGUUCAGUUCCACAUUCAGCGGUUAUUCAUAGUUCCGUUUCCGGUUUCCUAAUUCCGGUUCCUAGUUGUAGUUCUUUGUAUU